AUGUUGAAAAUUGCCGAGAAGCAAGUAACGAUGUUUUGGGAUACAUGGUUACGUCAUAUCCCACCUCAAUUAUUGUUACCUAACAAAUGGUUUAGAGCUAGAGAUAACCUUAAAGAAGGGAAUUUUGUUAUUAAUCUUCAACCUGGGUUAAAACGUGGAACACUGCGAAGGGGAUUGUGGAAGAAGGGAAUCGUCCGUGAAGUUCAGUCAAGCCAAGACAACUCAGUCCGAAUUGUAACUAUACGGGAGAGCGCGGGAAACUUAUACAAGAGACCUAUUCACAAACUAUGUUUGAUUGCAACCAAAGAGGAACUUGAAAGUGGACUCCUAGGUUAG
Molecule: messenger RNA, 336 nt
Organism: Paramuricea clavata
Lineage: Eukaryota; Metazoa; Cnidaria; Anthozoa; Malacalcyonacea; Plexauridae
Source: the annotation of a GenBank genome assembly